Messenger RNA from Nerophis lumbriciformis (worm pipefish), 968 nucleotides. The record is from RefSeq and is a predicted model, not a curated record. NCBI's taxonomy places the organism in Eukaryota, Metazoa, Chordata, Actinopteri, Syngnathiformes, Syngnathidae.
GCACACCACUCGCUAUGGUGCUCAACAUUGCUAUUCAGUUACUCUAGGCAAAUACAGCAGAAGAGCAGCGGGCCAGUGUGUGUGUCAGACUGGUCAACAGUAUCAUGGACACUGAAUAUUCAAAGAGAGUGUACCAAGGGGUUCGUGUUAAACACACAGUCAAAGACCUGUUGGCAGAGAAACGAUCUCGACAGACAAAUGGCCCAAGGUACAGUAGUGGUUCAACAACCCCACCAUCUUUAGUUCAGAUGUCAGGUUCUCAUAUGUUACCCAGCUACUAUGGUAUGAGGCGUCCUUUCAUAUCGGACUCAGACUUUGCCUCAUCUACGAAGCAGUUUUCAUCAGAUGUUUACCCAUCCACCUAUGGAGGCAGAACACUGAGCUGUGAGACAUCUAGCUUCUCUCUUAUUGACACCUACUACCCUGACACUUUCAGUGAAUAUCGCAACACCGCUGCCAACUUCUCCAGCUCUGGAGGAUCUUUCUUGCCUUCUGCGGCCCUAUCGUCUCUUUUGCCUCCUCCCUUCAGUGGCGAGUCAUCACAUGUAUAUAUGAGAGACUCAUGGGAGCAAUCGGUUCCAGAGCCAGUUCCACAGGUGGAACCUCUUUGCCCAGACAACUUGGCUUCUGUCCCCUCAUCAAUGCCCAGCCCAGACUCCCAGGGGAGCCCCUCCCAGCCAAGCCAAGGCUCAUCCAUUGGGCUGGCUUCCAGCAGCCAGUCCUACACCCUUCACUCCCUUGAGGAUGCGAACUAUCACCUUUUAACUUCCAACAACUCCUACGCAGCCCCACCUUCCUCCUUCCUCUGUCCUCCUUACAUCAACACUGACCUGAUGUCUAAGAUUGUCACAGAGGAAGCAGUCGACAGCCACAGCAGUCUCCCUCUCAAUUUGGAGGCUCAUACUUCCUGGGAUAAGGAGGACAACGUGAGUGGCUGGUCUCCAUAUGAGCUCAGAAGAGCCUACUGA